CAUCGCUCGCCAACGUGCAGACUAAGGAAGCACUGACCGGCCGGUCAUGGCGAGGAUCCACCUCUACGUCGUCGCCGCGGCCUGCGCCGUCGCCCUCGCGCUCGCCGGCGACCCGGACAUGCUCCAGGACGUCUGCGUGGCUGACUACGCUUCCCCGGUCAAGCUGAACGGGUUCCCGUGCAAGGCGAACGUCUCGGCGGACGACUUCUUCUUCGACGGGCUGAGGAGCCCGGGCAACACCAACAACCCGGCGGGCUCCGCGGUGACGGCGGCCAACGUGGACAAGUUCCCGGGGGUGAACACGCUGGGCGUCUCCAUGGCGCGCAUCGACUACGCGCCGGGCGGCCAGAACCCGCCGCACACGCACCCGCGCGCCACCGAGAUCAUCUUCGUCCUCGAGGGCACGCUCGAGGUCGGCUUCCUCACCACCGCCAACAGGCUCCUCAGCAAGACCGUCGCCACGGGGGACGUCUUCGUCUUCCCCCGCGGCCUCGUCCACUUCCAGCAGAACAGGGGGCACGGCCCCGCCGCCGUCGUCGCCGCCUUCAACAGCCAGCUCCAGGGCACGCAGGCCAUCGCCAUGACGCUCUUCGGGGCCACGCCGCCCGUGCCCACCGACAUCCUCGCCAAGGCAUUCCGGGUCGGCAGCGGGGAGGUCGAGCACAUCAAGGCAAACUUCGCACCCAAGUAGACGACGACCAGGCAGCGUGUCUGCAUUUGUUGGUUUCUCAAUAAAUAUCCCGCGGCAACGAUUAUAUUGCUCGGUCGAUGUAUCGUGUCGCAGCGUGCAGUUUUCGAUUUGUUGUUCUUCGUUUUGAGACGACAUUGCUGACCACGCUAGUUCUUGUUGCUGCUAAUUUGUGUGGAGCCACUGCUUGUCCUCCAAUAAAUAACAUGAUCAGCCCUUUAGUUUU
Zea mays is the source of this 914-nucleotide messenger RNA. RefSeq lists its product as uncharacterized. Lineage: Eukaryota; Viridiplantae; Streptophyta; Magnoliopsida; Poales; Poaceae. The record is from RefSeq and is marked validated. Gene Ontology annotation, molecular function: manganese ion binding. Bases 47 to 691 code for a protein of 214 amino acids. The transcript is spliced from 2 exons.